AUGGUCGUCUGCAAAUGCCGCAAGGCGACGAGGGUUUAUUGCUUCGUCCACCAGGUUCCGGUCUGCGGCGAGUGCAUCUGCUUCCCAGAACAUCAAUUAUGCGUGGUAAAAAACUAUGCUGAAUGGGUUGUUAAUUCUGAUUAUGACUGGCCACAACACUGCUCUUUGUGUAAUUUGGUUCUAGAAGCUGCAAGCGAAGAAACUACACGAUUGGGUUGCCUCCAUGUGAUGCACACAAAAUGCUUGAUAUCGCAUGUCCAAAGUUUUCCGGCACAAACAGCACCAGCAGGAUUUGUCUGCCCCUCAUGUUCAAUUCCUAUAUGGCCUCCUUCGAGUAUUAAAGAUACAGGCUCCCGCCUCCAUGCUAAACUGAAGGAAGCAGUAGUCCAGACUGGUCUGGAGAAGAAUGUAUUUGGGAAUCAUUUUGUGACAAUGCCUAAAGCUGAUGCCCGCACACCCCCUGCAUUUGCUUCAGACCCCCUUAAGCGUCUAUCAUAUUCUGGUGAAUCUACUGAUGCAAACAUGCUUAACUCUUCGAAAGAUGCAACUUUAUCAUCAGCGGUACUCUCCCAGGGGGAUACAUAUCCUGCUGGGAUGUACUCUUCUGGGACUCUUAGUCAUGUGGAACCAGAAAUAGUUGAAAUAGAUGGUCCUAGUACCAUAGCAACAAAGUUCCCAGAGCAGGAGCCCAAUUUCAUCAGAAGUCCAAGCCCGCACGGGCCUAGUGCCACGACAAGAAAAGGUGCUAACUAUGUUGAGAGACAAAAUUCAGAGAUGUCUUAUUAUGCUGAUGAUGAAGAUGCAAACCGCAAAAAGUACACUAAAAGGGGUACAUACCGUCACAAAUUUUUAAGGAUGCUGCUACCUUUUUGGUCUAGUGCACUGCCAACAUUACCAGUUACAGCACCCCCUAAAAAGGAAAAUGAUGCUCCAGAAGGCCGGUCACGACAUCAGAGGACAUCACGAAUCGAUCCCACAAAGAUCUUACUUGCAAUGGCAAUCAUGGCAUGUAUAGCAACGAUGGGAAUUCUCUACUACCGAUUGUCACAGCGCAGUCUUUCUGAAAACUUUGCCGAUGAUGAGGCUCAGUAG
Triticum turgidum subsp. durum (durum wheat) is the source of this 1092-nucleotide messenger RNA. The record is from the annotation of a GenBank genome assembly. NCBI's taxonomy places the organism in Eukaryota, Viridiplantae, Streptophyta, Magnoliopsida, Poales, Poaceae.